Molecule: messenger RNA, 2652 nt
Organism: Biomphalaria glabrata
Lineage: Eukaryota; Metazoa; Mollusca; Gastropoda; Planorbidae
Exons: 19
Coding region: 71-2593 (840 amino acids)
Biological process (GO): carbohydrate metabolic process
Molecular function (GO): hydrolase activity, hydrolyzing O-glycosyl compounds
Source: RefSeq, a predicted model, not a curated record
AGCUUCUUAAAAAAUACUAUAAGGAACCCAGUAUAAAACAGAGUUGUCACAUUAAUACUUGCAAGUCAGAAUGUUUAGUUUUAUCCUGACGUGUGUUUUCGUGAUUUGGAGUCUUGAGAGAUCAGACGGAGCCCCAGAGCUGCUUCAGAAUCCUGGAUUUGAGAAUGGAACCAAUCACUGGAACAUAGGUGGGUUUACAGCUGUGGCUCAGACUGCAGUUGUUCAUGGAGGACAUUCAGCACUGAAAUGUUCAGGCAGAACUCAGACCUGGCAAGGACCGUCUCAAGAUGUGGUGGUCAAGCCUGGGGGUCAAUACGCUUUUAGCUCGUUCUUCAAGCUAGCCGCUGACGUCCCUGGGGUCUCAUCUCAGUCUGUCGCUAUCAAGAUUCAUUUCAAGUUUAAAGACACAGGGGAAGAUAAUUUUUUCCAAAUUACGAACAGGCCCAGAAUCAAAGCAGCUGACGGCUGGGUCCAGCUUGGAGCAGAUUUUUUAGUACCAACCAGAGAACACACAGUGUCUUCCCUGUAUCUCGAGGGUCCAUCUCCCAGUGCUGAGUUCUACUUUGAUGACGCCACCCUUACCGAGCUACCAGAGAAUCCAAACUGGAAGACAGAGGCUGACCAUCGCAUUGAAACUCUGAGGAAGAGCAAUAUCCAUUUCAAUGUCAAUGUGGCUUCAAAUUUUAAUGUUAAUGAUCUUAAGCUUCAGAUCGAUCACACCAAACAUUUAUUCGGCUUUGGAACACAGUUACGUAGUGACUAUAUCGUUAGCCCAGACUAUAAACAGCUUCAGAACAUUAUCUAUUACCUGUUUAACUGGGCCACCAUAGAGGAAUACAAGUGGACUUACAACAGAGGCACCAGGGAACACCCAGAUUUUACGAUGGCUGUGGCUGCAACUGAUGAGCUCCGAAAACAUGGGUUAAACGUUCGUGGUCACUGCAUGUUUUGGGCAGUAGGUGGAGCCACUCAGCCAAGUUACGUGACCGCCAUGUCUGGACAAACUUUAAAAGAUACAGUCGUUGAACACAUACGUUACAUGACUGGCAUCACUAAAGGGAAACUGUCUCACUGGGAUGUCAACAACGAGCUACUUCACGGGAACUUCUAUGAAAGCAAGACAGGAGAUGACCACUACACACAACACAUGUUUAGGACAGUACACUCACUGGACCCCACCCCAAAACUUUUCCUCAAUGACUAUAGUGUCGUGGCCAAUGGCGAGUACACUCUGGCUUAUCUUUCACAAAUCCAACAAUUCAAAGCUGCCAACGUUGGACUAGGGGGUGUCGGUGUACAGAGUCACAUGCCUUCCAACACUAAACCAAGUCCUACAGCACUAAAGCAUAGGCUGGACAUCUUGGCCCAAGCAGGAGUGCCAAUGUGGGCUACAGAAAUGGAUAUGGUGGUACAUGAUGAAAACUCCAGAGCUGAUUGGUAUGAGAUCAUCUGGCGAGUGUUCUUCAGUCACCCUGGUGUUGAUGGCAUUAUAUUUUGGGGUAUCUGGGAUCACGACAAAAGUCCUGACUAUGGACUUCUCCAUGGCUACAGCUAUACAUUAGACAAGGCUGGUCAGAGAUUUGUACACUUGACUAAAAACGAGUGGAGCACUCAUGUGAACAGGUCACUGUCUUCAGGAACAUCUUUCAACAUCCGGGGCUUUCAGGGAGACUAUGACGUGAUCGUCUGGUACAAAGAAAAACCAAUCAAAAAACAGACUUUUCAUUUGGGGAAGACUGACCAGACCGUCACCGUGGAUAUUUCAGGAGAUGGACACGAGAUUCAUCUUCCCGCCAAAAUUGAUCCAUUCGCUACUGUUCCUGUUACCCAUGAAUCUACCAGCACUGGCCUCUACACAACGGGUCACGCUACAUCCACUUCGACAAGCCACCAAUUAAGCUGCACCACGAGAUGGUCUGCUGCGUCUGCUGUUGGAGAUGAUAAGACAACAGAGGUCGGCUGCAAUGAUGGAGAAAUACUGACCGGAUGUUCCAGUAUCUUAAAGAAUAAUGACUGGGUACGAGACGGGGAGAAAAUGGCGGUCACCAAUGGAAAACCAGUUUGUCAGGCCAUCAAUGGCGCAGGAUCUCACAUAGGCACCCAGGCCGUGGCUCGCUGUUGUAGUCUAAGUGGGCUGACAUGUACUUAUAAAUCUGCUGGACCUGCGGGUAUUGGUGUUGAUGACCAGCUUGUGAUCCCAUGUGCUUCUGAUGGCUAUCCACUGGGUUGUGCUGCUACGUCCUGGCUGUCUACUUUUGAUGGAACAAUUUUCACGAAUACAUCUUGCAUAGCUCAGAAUGAUGAGCCUAGACCAACUGUCUACGGCAGUGCUGCGUGCUGUAAAGGUGGAAACAUCAAAUGCUCAACUCUGGUGUCAGCCCCAAGUGGUCACAAUGUUGGGGACAAAGCGUCCAUUAAAUGUCCGAGUGGUCAAGUGAUGACUGGGUGCAACGUGUUCACAGAGAAUGCCAAAGCUGCUGGAGCUUAUAUUGAAGCUCAAAACGGUGCUGAUACUUGCAUAGCUGUUAACGGUUAUCCAAGAUUUGGACCCGAGAAGGGAGUUCAAGCCUACAUUACCUGCUGCCAUGUCUAGAUCCUUAUUUGUUGCUUCCGCGACACUCAUGUACAUUGAGAUCAUAGACAUAAAUAAAU